GAAUAAGCAACAGCUGUUUUAGAAAUGCACUUGACGUAACUUGGGGCAGAAAGUUUUGUUUUCAACUUAAUUCGUGUGGCCGAAAAGAGUGAGAAAAACCGGUUUGUAAUAUCUUUCGCAUUGGCUGCAGCAGCAAUAUCGGAGAGUGGCAGUUUACAGUUAUUACACACACGAGCGCGCACAGCAAAAGAAAGUUUUGACGCAAUCGCAUGGCCGUUACUUGUAAUUUGUAAUGAAGAAGCGUCGUGCUGCCCAACAGUUGACGCUGCACUCUGGCGGCGGACGGUCGAAAUUACUGACGAGAAUCGUGCAUAUUUGGAAUAUUUUGUAAAGAAAUUCCAUUGAAGACGCAGCCGCAGCAAUAAAAGUGAAAUCAGCACGAAAACAAGCACAUACGCAUACGCGCACUCACACAAUCACAUACACACACGCACACGCACACACACACAGAGCCAUUGACAUCGAUACAGACAGUCGAAGAGACGACAGUCAGUGAUCGAUAUGACGCCGGCCGUAACAAGCACCAGUGGUGCCGCCUCAGCGUCAGCCACACCCACAACGCCCACUGUGAGUCCACGGCGCAGGCACAGCACACGGGAGCAAUUACAUCAGAUUGUUGCUGGCGGCAUGGCGGCCGCAAUUACGCGUUCCACCUGCCAGCCGCUGGAUGUGCUCAAGAUACGUUUUCAGCUACAGGUGGAACCGCUGGGAGCCACUCGACAACAACUGAUCAUCCAGCCAAACAGCGAGAGCGCUGUGAAGCAAGUGCAAGCACAGUCGUCCAAAUACACAUCCAUCACGCAGGCGGUGCGUACUAUUUAUCGCGAGGAGGGAGUGAUGGCCUUCUGGAAGGGUCACAAUCCCGCCCAGGUGCUAAGCAUCAUGUACGGCAUCUGUCAAUUUUGGACGUAUGAGCAACUGAGCCUGCUGGCCAAGCAAACCAAUUACCUCAAGGAUCACACGCAUCAAUCGAAUUUCAUUUGCGGAGCCGCUGCCGGCGCUGCAGCAGUUAUCAUCUCCACACCGCUGGAUGUUAUACGGACGCGUCUCAUCGCGCAGGACACUAGCAAAGGAUAUCGCAAUGCAACGCGCGCUGUCACUGCAAUUAUGCGGCAGGAGGGAACGCGCGGCAUGUACCGCGGCUUGUCCUCGGCACUGUUGCAGAUUGCCCCGCUGAUGGGCACCAAUUUUAUGGCGUAUCGUUUGUUCAGCGAGUCAGCGUGCAAUUUCUUCGAGGUGGAAGAUCGCAGCAAAUUGCCGACAUGGACGCUUUUAGUGUUGGGCGCCUCAUCGGGCAUGCUGUCCAAGACAAUUGUGUAUCCGUUCGAUUUAAUCAAAAAGCGACUGCAAAUCCGAGGCUUUGAGCGAAAUCGACAGACUUUCGGACAGACCCUGCAAUGCAACGGUGUCUGGGACUGUCUGCAGCAGACGGUGCGACAGGAGGGCGUCCGCGGUCUAUACAAGGGCGUGGCUCCCACGCUCCUCAAGUCAAGCUUGACGACGGCCUUGUACUUUAGCAUAUACGACAAGCUGAGUCAAGUGCGCUUCUAAUACGAGCUGCUGUAAUUAUAUUUCUAGUUGUAAGUAGUGGGAAAGUUAACUGCACAGAAUAUAUUUUUUAUAUGCAAUUUACAAACAAAACGCUGUAAAUGAUAUUAAGCAUAGUUUCUCUGUUAAUUAGUUAUCAUAAUUUUAGUACGGGUUUUUGUUUUAAGUUAAUAUGUAUCUGAUAAUACAAAUUUAAUUUAAAAACUACUCAAAAAUGCAUGAUUCACGGAAUGUUAUUUCUUAUUUAAAUGCAAUUAUUGCUGGUAUUCAUUUACAUAAUUGUAAUGUUGGGCAAAUAUUUUAAAUGUCUACGAAAUCUAGUUACAUGUAUUUAAAAAAGUUUAUUACAAAAACCACUCUAGUAAUUUGUGUUCCAUCGAGCUCAAACCCAAUAUCCCAUUUGCUUGUAAUUGUUAAAAUAUGAAACUAUUUAAUUUAAAUACAACAAGUGGCUACAGUACCAGAUAUAAAUCUGUAAGAGUUUGUAAAAUUCCAUACUGAUAAUUAUUUUAAGUUACCAAACUAUUUUUUAUAAUGUUGCUUGCAGCUUUUCUACAAUUUGAACACAACUGUGUCCCACUGUCUGCCGAGCUUUUGCUCGUUGUGAAAUAAACUGCUUUAUAAUGAAAAGCUUCAACUCA
Drosophila grimshawi is the source of this 2189-nucleotide messenger RNA. It is a transcript of the gene Tpc1, whose product is annotated as mitochondrial thiamine pyrophosphate carrier. Bases 502 to 1551 code for a protein of 349 amino acids. Gene Ontology annotation, biological process: thiamine pyrophosphate transmembrane transport. The record is from RefSeq and is a predicted model, not a curated record. The transcript is spliced from 3 exons. Gene Ontology annotation, molecular function: thiamine transmembrane transporter activity. Lineage: Eukaryota; Metazoa; Arthropoda; Insecta; Diptera; Drosophilidae. Gene Ontology annotation, cellular component: mitochondrial inner membrane.